CGGCCCUAUUGGCUGAAGCUCUAGGGGCGUGGCCUGCGCUCCCCGCCCCGCGGGCCACGCCCCCUCCAGCCCCGACCCGCAGUCGGAGCGAAGCGGCGCGCGCAGCGGGUCUCCAGGUCAGCCAUGUCAUCUGAGCCACCUCCGCCAGCGCAGCCCCCAGCCCACCCGCCGUCGGGGCUGCUGGGCCCCCAGCGGGCUCGUGACCGCUCCCCUUCCCCGCUUCGGGGCAACGUGGUGCCCAGCCCACUGCCCACGCGGCGGACGAGGACCUUCUCGGCCACCGUGCGGGCGUCACAGGGCCCCGUGUACAAAGGCGUCUGCAAGUGUUUCUGCCGCUCCAAAGGGCACGGCUUCAUCACGCCGGCGGACGGCGGCCCCGACAUCUUCCUGCACAUCUCGGACGUGGAGGGGGAGUACGUCCCCGUGGAAGGCGACGAGGUCACGUACAAGAUGUGCUCCAUCCCGCCCAAGAACGAGAAGCUGCAGGCCGUGGAGGUGGUCAUCACCCACCUGGCCCCCGGCACGAAGCACGAGACCUGGUCAGGGCACGUGGUCAGCUCCUAAGGGACGCCGGGGGCCCGGGAGACUCUGGGGGCCGAGGCGGUGGGGCCAGACCGGAGGGGACAUUCUGCUGCGGGAGAUGGGGCUCCCCGGAGGGGGCGCAGG
Messenger RNA from Sorex fumeus (smoky shrew), 666 nucleotides. RefSeq names its product calcium regulated heat stable protein 1 (gene CARHSP1). Gene Ontology annotation, cellular component: cytoplasm. NCBI's taxonomy places the organism in Eukaryota, Metazoa, Chordata, Mammalia, Eulipotyphla, Soricidae. The transcript has 4 exons. Gene Ontology annotation, molecular function: mRNA 3'-UTR binding. Gene Ontology annotation, biological process: regulation of mRNA stability. The record is from RefSeq and is a predicted model, not a curated record. Bases 124 to 564 code for a protein of 146 amino acids.